AUGACUUCCCACCCGGAAUUCAACGAGCGGACAACAGGCACCGAGGUCGCCAGCGCGUUUGCCGACCAAAUUCGCGGAAAAACAAUCCUCAUCACAGGCGUCAGUCCCAAAGGAAUCGGGGCAGCCACCGCCCUUGCCUUUGCCUCGCAAGCGCCCGAGCUGCUAAUCCUCGCCUCACGCACCAAAUCCAAACUCGAAGCAGUCGCAGACCAAAUCCGCACCACCAAGUUUCCCCAUCAUACUACCAACCCGAAAAUAGAGCUAGUUUCCCUCGACCUCAGCUCCCAGCAAUCCAUCCGUCAAGCAGUCACAGAAAUCACCAGCCUUGUAACCAACAACAACAACAACAACAACAACAACAACAACAACAACAACAGGAAACUCGACAUACUAAUCAACAACGCCGCCAUCAACACCACCACCCGGCAGACCACACCCGACGGCCUCGAGUUGACAUUCGGCACCAACCACAUUGGCACUUUUUUGUUUACGAACUUGCUCCUACGCAACAACUUACUAUCACCACCACCGGCACGCAUCAUCACCGUCUCCAGCGCCGGCCAUCGUCUCUCCCCUAUGCGCUUCAGCGACUACAACUUUUCUGACCCUAAUAGAGAAGUCCCAGCGGGGGAAGAUCACAUGCACCCCCUACCUGGUGCCUUUGCAAAGUGUACGGCGGAUGGAUAUAACGGGAUGGUGACGUAUGGACAAUCCAAGACGGCGAAUAUUCUGUUUACGUUGUAUUUGCAGAGACGUUUGAAGGGGAAGGGAAUUGGGGCUUUUACAUUGCAUCCUGGGACUAUCGAGACGGAACUGGGAAGGGAUCAGGACCCCGAAGUCAAGGAAGAGUUUCACAAGUUGGAGAUGUAUUGGAAGUCGCAGGAUGAGGGGUGUGCGACGACGAUGGUUGCGGCGUUGGAUCCGGCUUUGGAUGAAACCAAAGGAUUAUAUCUGGUGGACUGUCAGAUCUCGGAUCCACACCCGCAUGCCAAAGAUGUAGUGGCCGCGGAAAGACUUUGGAAGCUUAGUGAGGAUAUUGUUGGGGAGAAGUUUACUUUGGAAGAUUAG
Molecule: messenger RNA, 1068 nt
Organism: Neurospora hispaniola
Lineage: Eukaryota; Fungi; Ascomycota; Sordariomycetes; Sordariales; Sordariaceae
Exons: 4
Coding region: 1-1068 (355 amino acids)
Source: RefSeq, a predicted model, not a curated record